Ictalurus punctatus (channel catfish) is the source of this 3868-nucleotide messenger RNA. It is a transcript of the gene klhl43, whose product is annotated as kelch-like family member 43. The record is from RefSeq and is a predicted model, not a curated record. The transcript is spliced from 7 exons. Bases 459 to 2441 code for a protein of 660 amino acids. Lineage: Eukaryota; Metazoa; Chordata; Actinopteri; Siluriformes; Ictaluridae. Gene Ontology annotation, cellular component: cytoplasm; nucleus. Gene Ontology annotation, molecular function: protein binding.
UGACGUAGCUUAGUUAGGAAGUUCUCUUCCUCAGGCUUGUAAGUGGACAGUGCUCUGACAGACAGACAGAGGACACAAGGAUAUAGCACCACAGAAGAAGAAGAAAACAGAAAAGGAUUUUGUUAAGAAUGGUAAAAAGAGAGAGCAAAGAAAGAGAACAGAGUGAUAAAGAGAGCUGGAAAAGUAAGGUCUUGCUUGGGGAGCGAGAGAAAAAUGACUUGUUCCGGUAGAAUUGUACAUUUGAAAAAGUUUUGUGUGCUGUGUGAAAACCCUCCACCCACCUCACCAAUUUUCAGUCGGUUGUUAAUCAGUCAAAAAUCAUUAAAACCUUAACAAAACACCUAAAAAUACUCUAAAAUUAUUACCAUAUUUUUGACAGAAUAUCACUACUGUGAAUUCGAAAUCACUGCCAUCAGUAUCUAACAUAGAUAACCAAAAAAACUAGCCCAUCUGUCAUCAUGGCCCCCAAGAAGAAGGUGCCCCAUCCCAAAAAGACAACUACAGAGCCAGCACAGUUGGAGACUGAGGUAGUGGUCCCUGAGACAGGGGUAAAAAAACUAGAAAUGCCCCUCAGCAUUGAGCAGUUGAAUCGUCUCAAUGAAAUGACCCUGCCACCAGUGAUUCGGCCUGGAGAGAGGGGUUUUGGCCUGGGCGGGGAAAUGACUCGUCCCCUACAUGGAUCCGCUCUUCUGGAGGAGCUGAGCCGUAUGAGACAGGAGCGCUUCCUCACUGACCUGGAGCUGGCUUGCAAGACUAAGGCCUUCGAUGUCCACAAGCUGGUCAUAUCCUCUGUCAGCCAGUACUUGCGGGAAGUUCUAGCCAAGGACCCCAGCCUCAAGCGCUUGGAGUUGCCUACCCUAUCACCUUUAGGUCUAGCCAAUGUGAUCACCUUUGCUUAUCUUGGCCGUGUGCACAUGUCUCUCUACACUAUUGGCUGUACUGUAUCUGCGGCCUGCACCCUGCAAAUCCCCCACCUCCUCCAGAUGUGCAUGGACUUCCUGAUGUCAGAGUUAAAUGUGCACACCUGUGUGUAUGUGUGGAACAUUGGAGCCGCUUACAGCCUGGGCCCUGUGCGGGACUCUGCACGUCGCUUUGUGAUGGAAAACUUUGCCCAGUUUGCAGAGACACCCCAGUUUACUCAGCUCACCCUAGAACAGAUCACAGCUUUUCUGCAGGAUGACAAUCUUAUCUUGCCUUCAGAGGUCACCACCUUCCAGGUGGCCAUGAAGUGGCUGGACUUUGAUCCAAAGAGGCAGGCUCAUGCUUAUGACGUACUGUCUCAUGUACGGUUCGAGACUAUCGCUGCCAGUGAGCUGGUCAGGGAGAUUCAGCCUGUUGCUCGCAUGAUGCAGGAUCCUCAGUGCCACCGUCUACUGGUGGAUGCCAUGAACUACCAUUUGCUACCAUACCAGCAGAACACACUACAAUCCCGCCGCACGAAGGUCCGAGGUAGCCAGACUGUUCUGCUAACCAUUGGUGGACGCCCCUCCCUUACUGAGCGUGCCCUGAGUCGAGAAGUACUAUGGAGAGACUCUCGUGAUAGAGUUGCCACAUGGCGCCAUCUUUCCCAGCUUCCUGCUAAAAGUUUUAACCAGUGUGUAGCUGUGAUUGAUGGUUUCCUGUAUGUGGCAGGAGGAGAGGACCAGAACGAUGCUCGAAACCAGGCCAAACACGCUGUCAGCACUCUGUGCAGAUAUGACCCUCGCUUUAACACGUGGCUGCACCUGAGUAGCAUGCGUCAGCGUCGCACUCACUUUAGCCUUGUGGCCACAAAUGGGCGCCUUUAUGCAAUUGGUGGCCGUAAUACUGAUGGCUUGCUGGCCACCACAGAGAGCUACUUGCCCUCCACCAACAGCUGGCAGCUCCGCACUCCCAUGGACUUGCCACGCUGCUGCCAUGCCAGUGCUGUCCUACCCUCUGGAGACAUCCUAGUGACCGGUGGCUAUGUCAACUGUGCCUACUCUCGCUCUGUGGCCAGCUACAAUGUGCAGACCGACACCUGGAGUGAGCAGGCACAACUGGAGAUGCCUCGUGGCUGGCACUGCUCCACCACAUUGGGUGAUAAAGUUUAUGUGGUGGGUGGCAGCCGGCUGGGCCCAAGUGGAGAGCGUGUGGAUGUGCUGAUCACCGAGGUAUUCUCGCCUGAGAAUGGCCAGUGGAGCAGGGUUGCCUCCUUGCCCUUAGGAGUAAGCACGGCUGGUCUGGCAUCACUUGGUGACCAGCUAUAUCUUGUGGGUGGAUGGAAUGAAGCUGAGAAGCGCUAUAAGUCAGCAGUGCAGCGCUAUGACCCAGGUACCGACAGCUGGUCAGCUGGGGAAGAGCUGCCCGAGCCCACAGUGGGAGUAUCCUGCUGCGCUCUGGCACUCCCCCCACGUCACACUUCACGCAAACAUCGUAACACUCCCAACCAUGAAGAACAGGGUUCAUGCAUGACUGCAUGAGGGAUGGAGGGAGGGAGGAAAGAAUAAGGCCAAGAUUAGUAGUGAGGGGGAGAGAGAAAGAGAACAACAGAGAAGGGGUGGGCAGUUACGAGCCAGGGAGGAUUCAACAUUUAAAGGAAGGAGAUGGAAUGGUAGAACUCCAUAGGGAUGUUAGGGAGUUUAGUGUAGAAUAGGGCCCAAUUAUUAACAGUGUGACAAUGUCUAGGCAAUCAUAACUACUGAGUGCAUGGGACAAACAUUUGAGUAAGUGAAUGGGUAAGGCCGUGUGGGUAUACACGCAAGUGUUAGAAUGAGUUUUAGAAAUUCAUUGCAAAUUAUCACCUUGCAAUCACAAAUGCAAAUUGUUUUACUAAAAUAAUAUAUAUCCAUCUCAGUAUAUCUAUUACUCUAUUACAUAUUUAUUGUAGUCUAAUUAUUUAUCAAAAUUUUAUCAUACCAAGAUCACCUCAAGGACUAAAAAGAAGAAAAUAGUAAUAACUAAUUUUUCAUUAAUUCAUACUGAGUAACCACUUUAUCAGGGUCGUGGUGAAACCAGAGGCUAUCUUGGAAACACUGGGCACGAGGUGGGAAUACACCCUGGAUGGUACUGCAGUCCCUCACAGUGCCCCAUGCACACACAUACAUUUUUAAAAAUCAUAUAUAUGUAUGUAUGUAUAUAUAUAUAUAUAUAUAUAUAUAUAUAUAUAUAUAUAUAUAGAGAGAGAGAGAGAGAGAGAGAGAGAGAGAGAGAGAGAGAGAGAGAGAGAGAGUUGGUCAAUGGCUGGACACUGUUCCCUCAGACAUAUUAACAGAAAAUAUGCCCUUGAGCUUCUUGGAAAUCAAUUAUUCCCCAAACUAAAAUAAAACAAACAAACAAACAAAAACCCACAAAUAUAUAUAAUUGAGUGCAAAUGUUUGCAUCUCCUAUUUCUAUGUGGAAAAACAAAAACAUGUUACUGUGUAUCUACAAAGAUAGAAUUCCAAGAUGGUAAAAAUGAAAUGCCAGUAUGUUCUACAAAAAGAUAGUCAACAACUCAAAACUGUAGCUAAUAAUUUGCAAUGAUGACCCAUGGAUUAAUAAUACCAUUUCCUCUUCUCUGGAUCUGCAUGCAUCUGCAUUUCUAGUGAUAUCACAGACUCCAUUCAACUGUAUACAGAACCCAACUAUCUUCCUAAGAGAACCAGUGAACAUCCUAGAGAGUGAAUGCUGUUCCAGACAUAGAGAGAAUUUUGAAAAGUGAAAUUAAAGCAAGAAGAAGUGUCAUUGAUAAUGUGGAUAGUUUCAUUUAGGUACAAUGUUCCCUUUAUAAUGUGGUCACCAGCUGAUUAAGGCUUAUGCUUUGUGCUGAAUGGAGACAUAAUAAUGUAGAUGUUGCUAAUGGUGCAGAGGGCACUAAUUCUCUAGUAUAGGAUUUCACUUGAAUAAAGCCAAACUGAUCAAAGCAUAA